Messenger RNA from Alternaria hordeiaustralica, 2682 nucleotides. RefSeq lists its product as uncharacterized. The coding region runs from base 1 to 2682 and encodes 893 amino acids. The record is from RefSeq and is a predicted model, not a curated record. NCBI's taxonomy places the organism in Eukaryota, Fungi, Ascomycota, Dothideomycetes, Pleosporales, Pleosporaceae. The transcript is spliced from 4 exons.
AUGGUCAUUCGCACCAUUCACGAUCUGAACGCCCGACGACUGGUCUUGCCGCCGGCUCAGUCCAGCCCCUCUACGGACACGGAGCGCUUUUCUCUCGCAGAUGCUGGUCAUCUGAAGCUAAAGCUACAAGCUCUCGAUCGCGCCAUAUCGAGCAUACGGCCAGAUAGUCCUAGCGAAGAUGAUAUUACCAAUAUUGACGAUGCCUGCAAAACAAACCCAUCUGGAGGAUCAGUCUACGUCGCUGGCUCGGAGAGGUUCUACCUCGUAGUAAAAGGCCUCACGGGGCCGCGCGCCACCGCCGAUGCUUAUGCUGAAGCAUACAAGAACGUCCUGCAAGGCAGGCCCUAUGCUAAUAAGUACAAGCUAUCCGGGUGGGCGGGGCCACCACCCAUAUUCUCAGAGAUACGCCCCCUACUACGAGAUAUUGACAUUGCCUGCGAAACCAACCUCGAAAGCGCCUUUGCCAUACUUGAGGAAAGAGCCAAACCCUUUCCCUUCCUCCGACUUCCCGCUGAGCUCCGCCUCCACACGUACUCGUUCCUUCUUCCCCCGGGGCCUCGCAUCGUCCUUGACCCUUCACGUCAACACGUCACGCGUCCACGCCUCAACAUCAUGCGAACCAACAGGCAGAUACACAAUGAAGUGAGGAAGCUCUUCUACGGGAGCCGAAGAAUGUUCAUUCAAGUGGAACCCGGCCUUAUGGACAAAGAAAGCGCAAUAAAAUAUGGCCACGGCCUCAAGUGUUUACACAUGUCAACUACAAUAAACCCGACUAUCCUGCAGCUUCUGAAAGAGCUGGAAUUUCAGUUCCGUAAAGAUCCAUCCGGCGGGUGUUACCCCUCAAAAUCAUGGAUGAACCCCAUGGGCCGCAUAUACUACAUGCUCAAGCUUGAGCGUAUCAGUAUCACCUUCACGGAGAGUGAAUUCUACCGCUUAACUGCAGCGGGGUCUACGGAUCCUAAAGCUUUGGAAGAAAGUGGACAGCUGCGCGACUCGGCGAUGGAGACAACAUCACCACCAGGCCACGACGGGGCUACAGGCAGCGCUCUUCCAUAUGCUGACAGUCGUCUGGGAAAACUACCCACAGAGCUUCUUCAGUCCGUUGUCCAUCAUUGCUCGCACUUCCGACCUCCCAGCAUCGCAUGCAUAAGCCCUGAGCUGCGCGCGCUUGUCGAACGACAGCUGUAUCGCGACGUGGUCCUAGGCCGGUACAGUGUGUGGGCCAGCGCGCCACGAGAUCUAUGGCUAUUCUACCGGACAAUCCUGUCGCGGCCAGAUCUAUCCAGGAAGACCGAAAAUCUCGACAUCAAAGUCGUUGACCGCAUGAUGAGUAUCGAGGUCCCCACGCUUGGUGUUGUACCACAGGGCGCGAUGUUCCCCUCUACCAUCCGAGCAGAAAUAGAAGAAAUUCGCAUCGCUUGCGCUCUCCUUUUCUGGCAAAUGACCGAGCUCAAAUGUCUUAGCUUGUCGAUUGUACGUGCCGACGAGGACGACGAUGGCAGGCCCAGGGUCGUUUCCAAGUGCUUGAGCAAACUCAUCUCCCAUUUCGAUAAUCGCACAGCACAUCUCACGACAUUCCCUGGACUGCAAAAGCUACGAAGCCUCAAAUUCGAAGGCACCGAGUUCCAUUGGAUACUCGCCAGGUCCCCACAUCUGGAGGAGAUUGUUCUUACCCGUGCCAGCCACAUUCUGGCCGACGGAGCCUCGUCUGCGAUCAAUUCUGCUGUCAAAUUUCUUACAAUCCCGGUGCAAUCCGCCGUUCUCAAUCCAGAUUGUAGUCAGUACGACGCCUUGUUUCCCUUCCUCGCACACUUUCCUCACUUGGAAACUCUGCGUAUGCCUUUCAACGAUGACGACGACACAGUGGCCGGAACCCGUUCAAACUUCAAUCUCGCGCGCGAUGAUGAGGGCAGCUAUACUAUCCUAUUUCAGAAGCUCAUGUCAGUAGCACCUGUCUUGACAAGACUGGAACUAGACGCAUCCACUCACUGCAGUGAGGAGGACACCAGCUUUCUAGACCACGUACUACCCGCAGAUGGCUUCCUUAUUUUCAAGGCGCUCAAGCAUCUUUUGGUACCUUAUCAAUGCCUCUUCGGACGGAGCGAGCCACAAUGGGCGCAUAUCCAGCAACCGGCGGAUGAGAUGCUGCCACCAACUCUUGAGACCUUGGAGGUCCAUUUCCCAGAACUUGCAUUCCUUGACUGGCUUACCACGUUAUCUUACUAUCGGAAACAGCUUCCUGUGCUGGAGCACAUUGGAAUCGCUUGUUCAAGCUGGAUUGGAGGCUCAUAUGUUGACUUUGCGUUUACUUCGUAUCCGCACCCCGCGCUGGACAUCCUUUCCUCACUGGGCAUCGAUUGGAGUAUUGAUGUUCCACAGUGUUGCUGGAGGCAGGCAUGGGACGACUAUGAUCUCCGGGCUUGGGAUGCAGUUGCGUGGAUGGAUAGGACUUUUGGUCCUUCGUAUCGUGGCACCGUCUACAACCCCACUCCUGGUGACAACUCUGAGCUAGAUCCCCCCUCAAUCAUCAUCGGGGAAGAAGCAAAGAGCGCAGAUACAGUCGGAGUUGCUCCUGGUGCUGUGGUAGCGGAUGAUGAUGACGGAGACUCCUCUGUCUCGCAAUUUACUGCCGUCGAACUAGCUAUCCUGUGGGAAGCAAGCACUACCCUGCUCUACGAAUGA